Messenger RNA from Gavia stellata (red-throated loon), 8068 nucleotides. RefSeq names its product elastin microfibril interfacer 2 (gene EMILIN2). The coding region runs from base 1 to 3204 and encodes 1067 amino acids. The record is from RefSeq and is a predicted model, not a curated record. Gene Ontology annotation, molecular function: protein binding. The transcript has 8 exons. Lineage: Eukaryota; Metazoa; Chordata; Aves; Gaviiformes; Gaviidae.
AUGGAGCUGUGCCCGGGAUCUGCGGCGCCCUCGGGCUGGGCGCUGCCGCUCCUCCUCGCCCUGGGCGCCGGGCUCAGCCACGCCACCCCACACCUGCGGUACACCCGACCGGGCUCCCGCAGCAAGAACUGGUGCGCCUACAUAGUGAACAGGAACGUGAGCUGCUCGGUGCUGGACGGGACGGAGAGCUACGUCCAGGCCCAGUACAAGUGCGCCUGGAACCAGUUCCCCUGCCAGCCCACCCCGGUAUACCGAACGAGUUUCAGACCUCGGUACACAGUUGCAUAUAAGACAGUAACAGAGCUGGAAUGGAGAUGUUGUCCUGGGUACAAAGGGGAAGACUGCAGAGAAGGCCCAGCAGAAAAGCCAAACACUGCUCGUCGUCCCACAACACCAGCGAAAGCUGUUGUGAAGAAAGGCUUGGAUGCAGAACCAACAGAAGUGCCAGAACCUCCACCGUAUGAGAAGAAAAUGCAAUUUCUUGAGGAUGAAUUGUUUAGACUUACACGAUCAGUGCUUGAACUUCAGUCCUCCGUGGCAGGUGUGAAUGAAAACCUAAAGUUGACUGUCCAAGAAGAUGCUAGUAGGAUGUUGGUCACUUGGCUGAACAACCUUUAUGACCGCCCAGAGCCUGAUAGUGCAGUUGGUGGGGAAACAGACACUAUUCAUCUGCCUGGACUCCUCAGCAAUAAAGAUCAAAAAGACCCUUUUAUUGAUUUUGAAAUGGAAGAUAUAAAGUCUGAGCUAGCUGAGGUCAAAGAAGCCUUGAAAAUGAGGAAUGACAAGCUGGAGGAACUGAAUGGAAAAGUAAAAGGCUAUGAAGGACAAUUAAAACAACUGCAGGAGGCAGCACAAGGACCUACAAUAACAAUGCCCAGUGACAAUAUAUAUCAGGAGUAUAUAGACUCAAAAUUUGAGGCCCUCAGACAGGAAAUACUGGAAGGAUUUGAAAAGAAAAUGGCAGAUCUGAAGAACUCCUGUGAAUACAAACUACAGGAUAUCCAGCAGCAGUGUGAUGACAAUGAAAAUAACUGCUUAGGAAUAAUUGAUGUUAUAAGAGGAAAAGAGAAUGACUUGAGGAAAGAAAUAAAUACUCUCCGAACUCAGAUUCCAUCAAACAAGUCCAGUUGUUGCAAGGAGGGUGAGAGCAAUUACUUUGACCAACAGAUAAAAGAUUUAGAUAAGAAGAUUGACAGAGUUGUGGAAGCACAUAGGAUCUUGAAUGUCAGAAUAGAUAAUGAAAUCAGUCGAUUGUCAACUCCAGAUCUGGAAGACAUGUUUGGUGAGAGGUUGGAGGAGCUAGAUGCAAGGAUGAAUGUUACGGAACGAAAUGCUGAAGAACAUUGCUUUUACGUUGAGGAAACUCUCCGCAGUGCUAUAGCUGCUGAGGUAGAUGAAUUGAGAGAUUUGUUUGACCAAAAGCUGCGGGCACUAGAAGAUAGGCUAGGUGGCACUAUUUUAGAGAUUGCUAAUACUACAGACCCGGAUGGAAUGUAUAUUAAUCCUGGGCCCAUCUUGCCCAGUGAUGCAGGAUUUGCAAAUGAGCAAUUUACAGCAGAGGUGAAUUUCCUGAAGAAUAAACUACUGUCGCUUGAACACCUCUGUGGGCAGAAAUGUCAGUCUGCACCACAAGGUACGGAGGACCUUCAGAAAGAGCUAGAAAAUUGUAACAACAAAUACAAUCACUUGCUUUUGAAAACAGAGAAUAACUCUGUUCUCCUGCAGUCUCUAAAUAGCUCUCUUAAUGAGAAACUCAACUUAAGUAAGGGUAACCAACGUGACAUCCAGAAAAUGCAGAGAGAUGUACGUGUAUUCCAGUAUAGUUUAAAUGUCAUGGAUAAAGAUAUCAAAAAUCUUCAAGAUGGCUUGAGUAGCUGCCAGGAGCAGCUUCUGGGUGUCAAUUCUACCUGUAGAAAAACACAACGGGGUGUUUUCCGAAAAAUCGAUCAAAUGCAGAGGACAUUUGCAAAUCAAACUGCUCACCCUAGUGAUAAUUGCUGUGGUGAAGUGAAAGAGAGACUAGAACAACUGAAUGACCAUAUCCUGAAUGAUCUUAGCAAGUGCAAAGAAAAGACACAAGGUAUCCAGGAGGGUGUUUUGGAUGUUGAGAGCAGAGUCUCACAUGUUGAAAAAGUUUGCGGCAAGCUGGACUCUGUCUCAGGUAGCUUGCAGAAGAUAAAAGAAGGUCUGAAUAAGCAUGUGAGCAGCUUAUGGAACUGUGUCCGUGAAAUGAAUGGAACUAUAGCAUCUCAUUCCACUGAUAUUUCUGGCCUCAAAAAUUCUGUACACCAGUUUUAUAGUCAGGUCUCCAAAAUCACCACAGACAUUGAAGGCAUGCUGAAAUCUCAGUCUGACACGAGGCGAUCAGAAGUACCACGGCAGCCGUUGCCACCAAGACCACCCCUGCAGCCCCAACCUGGCAUAUCCCUGCUGCCAUCAAGGCCAAGGAUACAACCCCCACGACAGAGGACCCCUCUCCAGCCACCGCAGCUGAGACCUCCUCUGCGCCCAGCUCUGCCAGGGUCAGGAGUUGUGCCAUUUCUGCCUGGAACAACUGGGAUCAUCUUGGAGACUGGAGAGGCAGGGCCUCCUGGCACUGUUUUAAUGUCAGGAAGAGGGCGGCUUAGAAGUGUGGAUGGUCAGGCUGGUCAAAGUACCAUGCCCAUUGCUGAAGGGUAUGCUGGAGCACCAGGAUAUCCAAAGUUACCUCCUCCUACCACAGACUCGCAAGGUCCUGCUGCUGCUGCAGCCUCUCUGGUGUCGUUUUCUGCUGGGCUGACACAGAAGCCUUUCUCCAGUGAUGUCGGCGUGGUUCACUUUAACAAAGUGCUUGUGAAUGACGGGGACUAUUAUAACCCCAAUACAGGCAUUUUCACAUCACCAUAUGAAGGGCGCUACCUGAUCACUGCUGUGCUGGCCCCGGAGAGGGAUGAGUACGUAGAAGCAGUGCUGUCUGUCUCCAAUGCAAGUGUGGCUCAGCUCCACACAGCUGGGUACAGAAGGGAACUGCUGGAGUAUCACAAACCCUACUCGGGGAAACGGACCUGUGGUGGUCCUGGGACAUUCCACCUUGUUCUUCACCUCAAAGCAGGAGAUGAAGUAAACGUCGUCGUAACAGGAGGCAAACUGGCCUACACAGACUCUGACGAAAUGUACUCCACGUUUAGUGGAGUUCUCCUUUAUCCUUCCAUUUCUCAUGUUUAGGUUUAUCUUGAACAGGAGAGAAGGGUAACAUAUUCAGAAGAAAUUAAGUGUAAUAAAUUUCAAAGCUUUAAUAUAUUCAGUUUAUAUAUUUGAUUUCAGCGAUGGGUUUAUAGUCUAUACUGAGACCUUUUCCUUGUCCCCUGUUUCCAGAGGUAGCUACAAAAGACAUGUUUCUGUAGCUAAAUUAAUUCCUUCCCAAGCCCUUGUUUACCCAUACAAGCAGAACAACUGUUAAAACAACAAAUAUGUUCUCAGUAGAUACUUUUCCACUGUGCUCUUGCUAUUCCCUAUUAAAUUGCCUUUGCAGUCUUCUCCCUAGUUUAUCAAAUUGUCCCUAGUGUAUCAAAGUUUACAUCUUGGCUGAAGUUUACAGUUGUGGUCAGCUAUUUUCAUGUUUUCAGUAAAGCAGGGGCAAGAAAGGAAGGUUGUAUUGGACAUGGUUGAUGACUUCUUAGUCCUUGCAUUAUUUAAUAAUAUGUUGGGUCAAGUGUAUUCGCAUAAACAAUUUGCUCAAAGCCAUUGCUAACCAUAGUGGUGCAAAGCGAAACAAUACUUAUCUGCAUCAGUUUUCUUUUUUCCCUUAAGGGCCAAAGACAGAGCUAAGAGACAACAUGAGUGACUCAUUCCAGUCAAAUGGAAGCAGCUGUGUGGGGAGAAACUUACCUCACCUCACCUUUCCAUGGGCAAACAUGAGCGUAAGAUGCAGUUGCUACUACUGAAAGAUUUAGAAGAGUUAUUUUCAACUGAUACAGUAAAAAAGACAAUCAGUUAAGCAUGAUGCUCUUGAGAUUAAAGUUGGAUGCUUGAAAUGAAGAAAACAGGUCAGAAAAAUCUAAAUCGUCUGUGCUUAGCUAGAGAAAUGGUAAUUUUUAAAAGUUUAAAAAAUUUUACAAAGUUUGUUUCUGGCACUCCUAUAGUACUUGCAUUAAAAAGGAAGUUUUGUCUUUGUUGCAUUGUAGAAAACAGAGCAAAAAUUACUAAUAUAGGAAAAUAGUCUUAUUAGCCAAUACUGUCAAAUGCACAAACCAACCAUCUGCACCAAGUCUUUGCUGUAACAGCCUCCUGCAUUGGUGCUUUUGAGUGAGGUUUGUUUUAAGACUCAGCAUCUGUUUAUAUGGAUGAAGCAACUUCCUUAGCUUAAACAGAUAAACACAUUUGGGGCAACAGUAUUUUAUUUCUCAUACUAGUGACUCCUCAGUGGAGGUAACAAAAAUGGUGUUUUGGCUUUCGAGUUAGCAUUUUGAUCUUUUUCAUCGCUGAAAAAAAAUCCAGCCGUGCUUUACUGAGACAGGACUAUUCAGCUGUCACCUAUAGAUUCUUAUAUAAACUGAUCUUUUUAAUAGUCUAUUCAUGCUGCAUAGAGUUGUAUUUAUUGUAGUGGUUUCUGUAGUAUAUUUUCCUUCUUACAAAUCCAGAACAGCUGUUUAUUGCCUCAGAACAAACAAUUCCUUCAGGUGAAGAAAGAACUCCCCGUGCUGUAAGCAGCACAGUAUAUUUAGCUGAAGCCCUUCCCAUCUGAGGAGGUCAGAUGAAGACUUACGCCUUUGUUGCUUAGUUUUGGAAUAGAUACUCCCUAAUAACUCUGUUUCCAGGCGAUGAGAUGGGGCCUUCCCACAACAAACUAUCACAUCCUGGAAGUUGAGCUGCUUUUGAGACAAGCAGGUGGAAAAAGCUUUCUCUCCACUCAGGAACUCUGAGUCAGUCCCUGUGCAGCUAGGAUUGCACUGGGGGAGUUGCAAGCACAGGAAGGAAACUGCGAGUGGAGUUUUAAAGCACCUGGUUAAGGAAGAUCUCUUGGCACCUGAUAUUCAGAAAUGAUGGUGUUACUGAUAAGCAGAAGCCACGACUGGACAUACUUCGUAGCAGGAAGGCUCUUUCAGUAAGAGCAGCUGUUAGUCAAUAGCCAAAGAUGUAUAGUGAACUUGCACUUCACAGCUUGAUAAAGGGGGCCACCCCCGUCUCAUUUUCCUGCACGUUUGUCUUGACCUGUGCUGGAUCGUGCGGCAUUAGCAUGCUUGUUCAAGAGGGACUUAAUUUUCUUUUGUCCUAAAUCAAUAGCCCCCUUCUGUCCCAUGCCUUUCUAGGUCUCAAAAUUGAAGGGAUAGACAGGAAAGAUUGUCUUCUGUGUUUUCAAAAGCCAAUUACAUCAACCACUUUUUUAAAAACAUAAUUUCUUGUUAUGUACAAAAGCCAAGAGGCACUUUUCCUUUUAGGAUAUUCUUCACUCUCUUCAAGAAAGCUGCGUUCUCCAAGAAGUUGGCUCCAGACUACGUGUGACUCAAGUAUUGUUAGAUUAUUGUUGCCUGUUCUAAAAAUGACUCAUGGAAACAAACAGAAUGAGCUGAGUGCUUAGGGAGACCUAGCUGGCAAACACAACCUUCCCCCCCCCUCCAAGUGAGACAUUUUUAAGAAUCUGUGGUGCAAGUUCAGCGCUAGAGUUGCAAAAGUUGUAUCAUCUAAUUCUUACCUAACCACUCUGCUAGGUUUCUAAAUCCAACCCACAAAUCUUCACAAGCUCAGUUCUGCUAAUGGGACAGGGCAGUCUAAUACCAGACGGUUUUUCCUUGUGCCCAGGAUCUGCUGCUGCCAAUGCCAAGAUUGUUCGAGCCCUCAUAACGCAGCGUAAGUGGUAUUUGUACGCAGGUAUAAAGCAUUCCCUAAACUAUAUCACAGCAGGGCCCAGUCUUAGCAGCAUAUUUUGAGGACACCUUUUAACGCUUUUAGGGAUAGUUUCCCCAUCCCCACCUUAAGCAGCAUGGUGGCUAAAGCUAUAACCUUUGACAAGGAACCUCUGUUUUUCUUACAUUCUUGCCUUUGUUGAGGGAGACUUGACCCUUAAUUUCCACUUCCUUGGUAAUUGCUGUAAUCAGGGUAGGUGGCUCAGUUCUUCCUGAUGAUGAGGUUAUUUUCCUGGAGCUUACAAGGUAGAAUAUUCACCCAGCUGGUAAGACCACAAUGCUGUAGCCCCUGAAUAGCAAAGGGAGGGGGAACCUGAGUUCCAGUCUCUGCUCCCAUGAGUGCUUGGAUAAAACAUUCACUAAAGCAGCAGCUGGAAGAGAGUCAAGCACAGACGUGUUCAUGGGCCUGCUGAGUGUUUGCUCCAUACAGAACAGCCCAGCUUCAAAGGAGGGAGCAAGAGCCCUGCUCCAGAAUACCCUGAACCCACUGACUGAGCAUUUACGUCUUUGGUGAGAAUCAGCAACAGAACAAGGAAAUACCUGCACUGGAAGGAACAUUUCACACUGUGGGUUCAUGAUUUGACUACCACAUCCAAGAACAUCCACAAGCUCAAACAGGAAGCAUCUGUUAACCAAGAAAGCCUUAAAAAAAAAAAUCCUGUAGGUGGGAGCUAAGGCAGGUAUGCUGCCUGUUUCAUAAAUCACAGUGAUGUCUUUUAGAUCUGCUUUGUAGGUAGCUUUGCAAUGCAGUGUAUGAGGAUUGCAAGAUUCUUAGGCAAACCAUUAUCUGUUGUGGCAGGUGCUCCCAUUUGACAUCAAAACAGGAAGAAAACCAAACCAUACCAGGUGAAGCUGUACAGAUGUGUGUCUGACAGCCCCUUAGCCAUGCACGAGGCAUGGUGGUUUCUCAGGGACUGUCAAAAUACCAAAACCAGCAGAGUUCCCAAGGCAGCAUCACUUGUGAGACAGGUAAAUGUCCAUAGCCAAGUCAUGAGCAGCAGAACAUCUGAAGACAAGCCAGCAUGCCGACAGCCAGAGAGACUCUGCUCUGGCCAGACAUGGAAAGUGUAUCCUAGAGCAGCUAUGGGGAAAGGCAACAAAGCAACAUAUAAAUCAGUCAUAUCCCCAGGAAAGCUUGGAGCAAAGCAGGAAUGCCAAUUUUCACCACAAAAUGAGUAAAAAACUACCUCAUUAUUUUGAUUUGCUAUUAAGACUUCAGAGACAGUGGAGACAUUUCUAUACUGACCACUCAUAGCAAUGAGGAUUUUCUGUGGUAUUCCACCAUGUAUCCUUUCAAUGUACGCCAGGUUACUUGCAGCAACUUGGUGCAGUUUUGCUGACUCUAGUCAACUUGGUGAAGCCAACCAGCCAGUCAAGAAAAAUUGCAAGUAGUCGAGGAAAUAGAGCGAGCUGUAAGUGGAAAGCAUAGGAAGGCAACUUGAAACAAAAUGCUCAACACCACCCAAUGCAGCUUUAAAAGUCAGUGCACUGGGAAUGCAAGGUAAAGGGCUCCCCAGCUGCAACCAAGAGAUUCAAAUCAGGAUUGAAUUGUUUCCUGAAGAUACAUCAUGCAUUUGGAAGUGAGUUUUAUCUGCUGAGUAAGUCAGUCCUUAUGUUACAGUCCAGUGGUGGAUACGGAUCUAUUUCACCAAAACUACAAAUGCAUUUACAGUCUCAGCUUGGAGAUGGGAGAAAUAUGUGCUCCACUGACACUGGAUCAGCAGGUAUGCUUUGGCUGCUAGUUGCUCCCAGCUAAUGGCAUGGAGUUCAAAUUGUCAAGUUACCAGGAAUACCUGGGGGCUGUGUCCUGUCACCACAAGACAGACUUGCACUUGAGCCAGCACCAACCCUCCUGCAACGUACCCUGCAGACUUGAGACAAGAUGCAGAAGAACAGCUCUGCCAAUUAUAUGCCAGUAUAUGGAAGACUUCAGAGAACAUCUUGUAAUGUGUUACUACAUAAGCAGGUUUUUGGCAUUUAUCCAUUUUGCUAUCUUGAUUGUGAAAAAAUGAACAUUAUUAUAAUAUUUCAGCAAAGAACAGUGCAUUUGAGAGUAUGCUUUAUGUGUGCAUGUGUAUACAUAUAUUCAUGUAUAUAUAGAGAGUAAUAUCCAGGAACAUGAAGAAAACUGUGAUUGAUGGAAAACAACUGCAGAUAUGUCCAAAUAAAGCCUACCUGUCGUUUCA